AUGCUGGCAAUUGACAAACUAUUCAAUCUACUACCUGAUUUAUAUCGUCAACGUCAGGCUCGUAAAAAGUAUCGUCAAUGGAUUAAUGAUGAACUUAUAUGGAAAUCUCAGUAUGAAUUAUUGAAUGGUCUAUGUGCAUAUGAGAAAAUUCCAUUAAUUAUUCGAGAACAUAAUAAACUAAAUGCUUUGCUAAAAGAUAGCCGAUAUCGUUUUGAUCGAAUAAAUGCAAAUUUAUUUUCGUAUGAUGAAGCCGAUCUAAUUAUUAUGCCCGUAGAUAAUCAAUUACAAGAAUCAAAUGAUACACAAUUUCUUAGUGAUAGAACGUUAGAAAAAAAAUUUGAAUUUAAUUUUAUUUAUACAGAUGUCAAAGAUAGAAUUGAAGUUAUUAAUGAACUGGUUACUGGUCAAAUAUCUGAUCCAACUAUUUAUUUAAAUCAGAAACCGGAUGAAGUUGGAACAACACGUGAUCGUAAAGCUAUUAAAGAUAAUCGUAAACGACCCAGUCCACAACGAACGAGUCGACGUACCCCAUCUCCUAAAUCUCAAAAUGCUUCACCAAAUCGUCCUGGUGAUAUGGAGAACGAUUUAUAUGGUUUUAAACGUAUUCGUGCUUACAUUGUACGUAUGUUUACACAUUAUCGUCGUGCAAUUGUCUUAGCAUAUCGUUCAACAAAUUGGACUCUACUUCAAAAUGUAUGUAAAUCAUUUACAGAUACUUUAGAUAAUUUGAUAAUUUAUUUAUGUUCAUCAUUGGAUAAAAUAUUUCCUCAAAAUGAAAUAUUAGCGUUGGGUUUUCAAACAUUUUAUUUAGCAAGUGAAUGUUUAAUUGAUUUACUCUAUCGAACAAAACCAUUUUAUUCUACUGAUGAUCAAGAAGAUGGUACUGGUACAAAUGUUAUAAAACAACAAUCAGCAACAAAAAUAAAUAAUUGGUUUUCAUCAAAUGAAUCUUCAUGGUCAGCUGGUACAUUUAAUUUUGAACAACCAAUGGAUCGUCAAACAUAUCUAGAUUUGAAAUUUAUUCGAAAAUUUAUUUUAAAAUCUUUACAAUCACUUUAUUCAGCAGGAAAAUGGGAAAAAUUAACAACAACGGCAAUGAAGUUUAAUGCUCUAUCAGAUCAUUAUUUUGCUGAUUUAGUAAGUCCAUUAUUAAUUGCAGCUCAAAAUUGUCUAAUACAACGUGUAAGGGAACAUCAAGGAACUAUUGAACAAUCUCAUUUUGAAUCGGCAAUAAAAACAUUAGGACGACCAAUACAUCCGGAAGAUUUUUACUCAUUAAGACCAGAAAAAUUAUUUCAAUUUGCAUUGCAUGCCGAUUCGGCAUCAUCGAUUUCAAUCGGAGCACGUCUCGAUCCCAAAGGACACAAUUUCUAUGAACAUAAUAAUCGAGCUCUCGAAUUAAUUAGUGUGCCACUUGAUGUUGAAUUUAGUCGAAAACUAUUACGUAUAGCUUUAGAUAAAACAUAUUUUUCAUCUCGUUCAAUGAUUGAAUGUAGAAAAUUGUUAACAUUUUAUGUUUAUACUCAACAAUUGCCGAAAGAUUUUCUUACAUUUCUUUCAAUCAGCUCAGCAACAUUUCGUCAAAAUGAUCAACAACAAGAACAACAGCAACAGACAAUUGAAUAUCGACCAUUGACAGCUGGUGGAGUUUUAGAUUUUUCACCAGAUAGUAUAACAACGUCUCCGACAACUUCUGUGACGAAAGAAAUGUUAAUAGAUGUUUACGAAAAACUUGCGAAAUUGUUACUUGGACAAAAUCGUCGUGAUCAAUAUUGUCAGAUAAUGAAUGAAUUAGGUGAUCUGUAUUAUCAUUGUAAGAAAUACAAGUAG
This is a messenger RNA of Didymodactylos carnosus, 1830 nucleotides long. Lineage: Eukaryota; Metazoa; Rotifera; Eurotatoria; Philodinida; Philodinidae. The record is from the annotation of a GenBank genome assembly.